Molecule: messenger RNA, 2232 nt
Organism: Carica papaya (papaya)
Lineage: Eukaryota; Viridiplantae; Streptophyta; Magnoliopsida; Brassicales; Caricaceae
Source: RefSeq, a predicted model, not a curated record
AUGGUGGCGCCACCGGACUUUGCUGGUAUUUUUCAGCCAACUAGCCGGUCUUUUCACUCCGAUUUAGCUAUGGGUUCCGGUGUGGCGGCGGGUGGCGGUGGUCAGCUCUCCAGCGGCUGGGUCGUCUUCUUCGGUGAAUGUUGUGAUUGGAGGGAGAGAGGUUUGAUUGUCAAUGGUGGGAUGCAUUGGGAAGAGGCUCAUUGGAGAAAUGGGCACAUUUGGAACCUUUCUGAUUGUCAUGUCCUGGGAUGCAAUUUGCACCAUGAUGUCCCUGACACAUCAAAGAAAAGGUUAUUUGAACUUCAUGAGAUCUUUAGGAGCAUACCUAGUGUAACAAAUAAGGGAAAGCCUGACAAUUUUAGAAUAGUAUCAACGGCUGACUCUGGCAGAUCUGGCAUUUGGGAUGUUGCUGAUGAUAUUCUAAUUAAAAUAUUAAACACACUUGGCCCUAAUGAUCUUGUUAGAAUUGCAGCUACUUGUCACCAUCUAAGAUCAUUGGCUGCAUUUGUAAUGCCGUGUAUGAAAUUAAAACUUUUUCCUCAUCAGAGAGCUGCAGUUGAAUGCAUGUUACAUCGUGAGCGGAAUGCUGAAGUUCUGCCACAUCCUCUGUUCAUGAAAUUCUAUUCUGAUGAUGGAUUUGAUUUCUUUGUAGAUGCUGUUUCCGGUUACAUAGUUACUGGGGUAGCUCCAACAAUCAAGGAUUUUCGUGGGGGAAUGUUCUGUGAUGAGCCUGGUUUAGGAAAGACAAUAACUGCUCUUUCACUUGUUCUGAAGACACAAGGAACAAUGGCUGAUCCACCAGAUGGGGUUCAAAUAAUGCGGUGUCUGCAUAAUGGCGAACAAAGUGGUGGCUACUAUGAGCUUAGUGGUGAUCGCUUAUCCUGUGAUAAUGUGUUUUUAGGCAGAAGGGUGAUGACUCCAAGUGUUCGUAGGGGGCGGUUAUCUCUGGAUGAAUUUUCUCCAGUAAAUGAUUUAAAGCUCAGCUCUCCAAAAAGGGUCAGGUUAAUGAACCCAGGUGAGCAAAUUGCUGAAUUUAGUGAUUCAUAUCAUGAUAAAGGAACAAAAUCAGAUUUGGCUUCGCAGAGUGAGGGAAUGGUUCGAUGCACACAGAGACUGAGCCACAUCAGAAAAAAUCUUCUGUAUGCCUAUGAUAGCAAACCUGGUUUUCGUAAAAGUAAGAAGGUUGAGAAAAACAAAGCCAUGAAGAAGUUUAGUUCACGUGAUGUGGGACGUGCCUUUCAGGGUGAUGAAGAUGGCUUGCCAUAUGGAAUGGCGUACAGUUGUAAAAAGAAAGUUACUGGAGAUGACUGUGUGCAAGAUGACACUUGGGUUCAGUGUGAUGCCUGUUUCAAAUGGAGGAGGCUUUUAGAGACGAGUGUAGCCGAAGCGAAUGCAGCCUGGUUUUGCAGUAUGAAUGCUGACCCUUUGCAUCAGAGUUGUAAUGAUCCAGAAGAGGCUUGGGAUAAUCACCAGUCUAUAACACACCUACAGGGAUUCUAUACCAAGGGGACUUCUGGGGGAGAGGAUCGAAACGUGUCAUUUUUUACUAGUGUGCUUAAGGAACAUUCUUCUCUAAUAAAUUCUAAAACAAAGAAGGCCUUGACUUGGCUGGCUAAACUUUCUCCGGACAAACUCUUGGAAGUGGAAACAAUUGGUUUGUCAAGUCCAUUUCUAGGUGGUUGUGUUGCUGAAGAUGCCAAUGGUUUCCACAAAAUAUUCCAGGCAUUUGGUCUCAUAAAGCGAGUAGAAAAGACUGUUAGUAGGUGGUAUUACCCACGAAGUCUCCACAACUUGGCAUUUGAUUUACCUGCCCUGAGAAUCGCUCUCUGCAAGCCAUUAGAUUCUGUUAGGUUGUAUUUGUCAAGAGCAACUUUAAUUGUGGUUCCAGCAAAUCUAGUUGAUCACUGGAAAACACAAAUCGAAAGACAUGUUAGCCAUGGUCAACUGCGGCUUUGCAUAUGGACUGAUCAAAGGAAGCUUCCUGCCCACAAUUUGGCUUGGGACUAUGACGUUGUUAUAACUACUUUCAAUCGCUUAAGUGCAGAAUGGGGUCCCCAUAAGAAAAGUCCACUAAUGCAAGUUCACUGGCUUAGAAUCAUGUUAGAUGAAGGGCACACUCUUGGCUCUAGUCUUAAUCUGACAAACAAAUUGCAGAUGGCCAUUUCUUUGACAGCUUCCAAUCGUUGGUUAUUAACAGGAACACCAACUCCUAACACACCUAACAGUCAGCUU